Molecule: messenger RNA, 3921 nt
Organism: Daldinia loculata
Lineage: Eukaryota; Fungi; Ascomycota; Sordariomycetes; Xylariales; Hypoxylaceae
Exons: 5
Coding region: 671-3475 (934 amino acids)
Source: RefSeq, a predicted model, not a curated record
CUUACACUACGACGGCGCAGCCAACACGGUUUACGAUUGACCUAUGGCCUACACGAUCAUGUAACACAUCGCGGCGCUAAAACGUUCCCUAAUCCGACCAACAGAUAAACAAUCUCCACCAUUUUUCACUCGUCUGCGCUCGAGGUUAACAUUUAUCUCCUUUCACUUAAUUACCACACCACAGCAUGACUUCUUUCUUUGGAGGGUAGCGCCAGGACGGCUAGCAGGCCAGAUGCGCCUGGCAGUCGCGCUGUCACAGAUCGCUGUCACAGGUGAUGCUAACCAGCUACUCUUUACCCAAACAACAAGGCAGAAUCGACUGCAGCAUGUGCAGUCUAGGGUUUCAAGAGUUGGACUUUACCUUGACCCGAGCCUUGUUAGGUAACGUUGAAACCUUUCGGCUGCGACGUCAACUCGGCCCGACAUUACUCAAAUAUGCCCGGCCGUUUCCAUAUACUCCAACAUGCCCAUCUCUUCCGUUCGCUCGUACCUUUGCUGCUCUUUACACUCUUAUCUACUCGGUCACCAACUGUUUAUAUGCGGACUUAACCUGAAAAUAAUUCCCGACGCUAUUCAAUCUCGAAAUUACUCCUAGUUCAUGUAAAUCGGUGUCUCUUACUAGACGGGACAAGUUUACAAAUUCAGGGAGACUGGUUUCUUUUCACCUGUCAUGGCAGAGGAUAAAGAAGAUGAGCUGAGGCUGCUCCGGCGACUUGCUAAAAGUUAUGGUAUCUCUUUCAAGAGGCCAUCCGACGAGUGGCCAGAGUGUCACCGUAGACGAUUUGGCGAUAUCCGUGAUCUGGGCGAUACGAAGUUUCAUGCCUACUCGGAAAACGUCACCGUCCGGUCGAUCCAGGAGCCCUGGACGCGGCAGAUUAAAUCUCGGACGCAGUGGCUUGUGAAUAGGGCGUGCGACCUGGCUAUGAACGUUCAGCCGAAAGAGAGUGGAUGGCGUUUGGGACUCGAGAAUGAUGUUAUGCACAGGUUCUUGGUCGAGGUUGCAUGUCCCCAGUGCCGAGCCCGCAUCUGGCGAUCGGAAAUCGAAGCAUCCGACUACAAAGCCGACAGUAGAUGGGUUCAGGAGCUCGAAGAACGUAGAAAAGUUCGCAAGCCGUGCCAAUGCCCCCUUGAGGCCGGUCCUCGAGACUAUUACGAGAUAGGUACGAGUCUGCUUUUCGAUGAUCGAAUCGAGGAGAUCGUGACGCUUGAUAGCGCAUUGAAAGACCUGCCUAAGAAGAAAAUACCCGAUCGCACAUUUGGGUUGAAAAUGACGGAGAAGGUGAACGACCUCCUUGCAAAACUAGCGGUUCGAAUGGCCACGGCCACCGAAGCUUUCGAAUUCACACCGUUCAAGUUAGCGACGAACCCGCCAAUUUUCCCUUUCCUCGUCCUCGAAGCCAAGUCGGAAUCUAGCAAAAAUGGAUUCUAUGAUAUUCAGACUCAAACAGCCUUCCCUAUCUGGAGGUUUCUGAGCCUACAGAAGCAGCUGCAGACGAAGACCGAAUGCAUUGCCGAGGAGCCCUUGGUCUGGUUUCUCGGCAAUAGGGGAAGUGAAUGGAAGGUGUACGGCUGCUAUAUAGAUGAGACGGAUGACAAACCUCGAUAUAACAUUCACCCUUUGUGGGGUGGCGACUUGAUGACCCAAGACGGGGCUCUGCAGCUCAUACUCAUUGUUGAUUACAUCUUGGAUUGGGCAAGAGAUAUAUACCGGCCUUCUAUCCUGCGGCAGCUCAAAUCUUUAGCAUUUGGGAAAGGUUAUGAUGAAGUCAGUAUAGGCUUCGAAAGCGACAUAUAUUCUGUACGCGAUAGGGUAUUUGACUGGAUCGGACCUGCAGCUGACAACCCCGGACGUGAAGAGGAUCUGGAGACGGUCGCUGAGGAACUAGAACCGAUAGACGGUGUUAGCCCUGUCCCUUUGGCGGAUAAGGUCGAUUUGCUAGAGGGUUUGCCUAACACUAAAAUUGGCUCAUUCCGAUCCGCUUCGCAUGUGAAGUACUACUUCAACAGCCUGAACCUCACUGAAGAGAACGUAGAGAGUUUACUGAUUAUCAGCCAAGGGCCCGAUGAUGAGCUCUCCAUGAGUUCCACGCAUGCGAAAAAGCUGGAAGGUAAAUUACAUUCCUGUAGCGAGCUAAUCGUCACUACUCAACAUACCCUGGACGAAAUUGAAUUCAUGUGGACUGGCGAAAAGCGGAAGACCGAUUCUCCUUUCUCUACCGCAUCUGACGUCGAAGUAUAUGUCAUCAUCGAAUAUUCUUGCUUCAUGAGCCCCUCUUGGGAUAUCGUCAAGGAGCUUACCUGUUUUGCCGUUUCGAAGCCGGCUUUCCACGUUCUGCAGGAAUGUGGUCAUCCUAAGGAUAGUCGCAGCACUAGGCAGUUGCAGAACAUACCGAAUGUAUGUCCUAGCACGUCACUGUAUGAAGCGAUAGAGUGCCUUUUGUCGGAUUCUGCCUUGCAAAACCUCCAAGCGUCGAUUUCAAGCACUCUUAUGUCGAUACGCCCGAGUACCGCACAAAAGGACAAAGAGCUGCAGUCGUUUUUCUUUACUUUUAGCCUGCAAGACCAUUCUCAAAUCGGUCAGAUAGUCGAAGAAUACUCCAAAUGCGUUCGCAACAAGCCUUCGAAGCCAUCGAAGCUCAUAUCUCUCGCCCAGUAUUUAAGGUCGGGCGGAAAAGGGCGUAAAAGAUACGAAGCAUUCAUCCAUCAGAAACAAACGGAGACGGAAGCGUGGUUUUCCAAGUACCGCCGCAGGACGGCCAACCGCUCGUUUACAAGAAGGUCAACUAAAUCUGCCUCUUUGGCCCAAUUAGAAGGCCAUGGCUAUUCUUGUGUUAGAUGCUCCAAGAGCCGUGCUAGUAUCCUUCAACCUCUCGAAUAUGGCAGCAAUGCAUUAGCGGGUGACUGGGAACCCCGCUCCGUAAAUAACACAAUCCUCGUCCAGGCAGUCAUUGUAGAUACGACAAGCGAGAUUCGGCAAGACCGGAAUCACUUAUGUCUCUUUAUUCUUAGUCCGGGGCCGGAUCUUGGCCAUGGAGGCUCUAUCAGGGAGGUAAUCGAGGAGCACCUCAACAGGGGCCAAGCAUACCAUACUCUGCUCCACGGAGCUGCGCCGGGAGAUGAAGGACUCGACCGGUUCGUCCUCUGGAAUCUUCCUUGUACCUACCGCCCUUUUACCGUAAGGGAGGAAAAAGAUCUCAAAGCGUGGAAUGAGGAGAUAAAAGAAGGGCGCGAGCCUGACCUCAUGCCUAACAAGCGUUGGAUGCGCCUAUGGGAUCACUCCCAGAUGCUUUUAUAUUACCUACGACGUGAUUAUACGUAUAAUGAGGCUGCCGAAGCUGUGAAAUCAUUUCGUGACAGUCGAAGAGAAUAUAUCCGCCUAAAAGGCAAAUGGGGCGACGAUGGCGAUGACCGCGACAGCGUUGCGGGGCGAGUCGAUAUUGAUUCGUUUUGGCCAUACGUUGGGCACCAUCGAUAAGUAACAAUAGACAUGAGAAAUCCCCGACCGGCUUACUAUACGAUAUCACUUACGGGUUUGGUUUGCUGCAUGCUAUGCUGGCCACGAAGUCGAAAACCUGGAAUGAUUUUGAGAUUAUGAACGCAACGUAAAAGGGAAAAGAUGAUUUCAGUAUGUACCUUAGCCACGAGCUUCCAUAGUUAGGGCAGAGCUUCUUAGGAAACCCCUUUUUAUUUCCAUAUAUCGGAAUUUAGCCUUGUGAUAAACCACUCCUUUCCGUGCGCUACUGAACUCAUAAAACUUCAAUAUCUAAGAGGCGUGGUGCGUAGACAUCGACUUGGCGGCAUUCCCAAGUAAUUUCAGGAUGCGAUAUUCAAAUCAAAAUAUUUUCUCACCUUGUAUCAGUUGUCACCGGCGUCCAUAUCUCAGGCCAGGAUUCUCGGCGGAAUGACAAAGUUGUUUCUAUA